Messenger RNA from Danio aesculapii, 330 nucleotides. RefSeq names its product histone H4. The transcript has a single exon. The record is from RefSeq and is a predicted model, not a curated record. Bases 1 to 312 code for a protein of 103 amino acids. Gene Ontology annotation, molecular function: DNA binding; structural constituent of chromatin; protein heterodimerization activity. Gene Ontology annotation, cellular component: nucleosome. NCBI's taxonomy places the organism in Eukaryota, Metazoa, Chordata, Actinopteri, Cypriniformes, Danionidae. Gene Ontology annotation, biological process: nucleosome assembly.
AUGUCUGGAAGAGGCAAAGGCGGUAAAGGACUGGGAAAAGGAGGCGCUAAGCGUCAUCGUAAAGUUCUGCGUGAUAACAUCCAGGGAAUCACCAAACCCGCCAUCCGUCGUCUCGCUCGCCGUGGUGGAGUUAAGCGUAUCUCAGGUCUGAUCUACGAGGAGACUCGUGGCGUGUUGAAGGUGUUUCUGGAGAAUGUGAUCCGUGAUGCCGUUACAUACACCGAGCACGCCAAGAGGAAGACCGUUACUGCUAUGGAUGUUGUGUACGCGCUGAAACGGCAGGGACGCACUCUGUACGGGUUCGGCGGUUAAGCAUUUACAAUCAGUUCA